AGAUUUUAAAGGUGAAGGUUUUUGUUAUUUCGAAGCUAAUGAAAGUUUCUAUUAUUUUGAUUCGAAUAUCUUAUAAUAUUGAUUUUUAAUAUUUUUUAGGUGCAAAUCUUUUUUGGGCACUUCUUUAAAGAAUUGAAAAGAUCAUCACCAUGAGUGAAUCACCAACUGCAGAACAAAACGAUGUACCGAAGGAUGCAAAAGAAGUCGAAAAGUUGGAGGAAGCGAAACUUAAGGCAAAGUUUCCCAAUGCGAUGCUCGGCAGAGGCCCCGGGGGUCACUCGGCUUUCCUGCAAAAGAGACUGGCUAAGGGUCAAAAGUUUUUUGAUUCCGGUGACUACCAAAUGGCGAAGCAACGUCCCAGCAACCUGGCCGCUCCAUUCAAAGCCCCCGCUGCUCCCAAACUGCCCACUGGCGAUGCUAUCCCAACACCCGACACCGUGCCCUUAAGGAAGACCUCCAUCAUCCAGCCCAAGUUCCAACCAUCCAGCCAGACCUCUUAGCCAACAUGCCUUGUAUAGACCUCAUCCGUUUCUAGGGGUCCGACUGAUAUCAAUCUUUGUUUUCAUAUUCAGCUAACGAUGAGGUGACCAGUCUCGCUUUGUGUUGCACCAUGUUGCUAUAUCUUAUUUAGACGCCAUCUCGUGGUCUUUCAAUAAACAGUGUUCAUGUGUUUAUAGCAUUUUUAAGGAUAUCUCGUUUGAUUGUACCUAUUUCAAUAUCGUUUCAAAUUUUACUAAAAUUUUUUAAGAGAACUGUUAUGAUAUGUAUAAUAAAUUAGGUAAAAUAAUAUUAGAUGUGUGAAUGGGGUCGGAGUGAGUUGUAUAAAUAGUCUGUUCCUUUUAUGUAACACUUUUAUAUCAUAAAUAUCUGUUCCAACUCCCUACUAAUAUAUAUAAGAUGAGUAUAUAUACUGGUUACGGUUCAAUGUAUACAGCCAGAAUAAUAUUUUUUGUGUAAAACUCAUUGUGAUGUAUGUUUUAUUUAAGGCAUUAAAAUUUAAUAACAAUAGAUAAUAAAAUAUAUCGUCUUUAAAUUUAAAAAUCCUCUAUCGCAAGUCUCCGUACGUGUUACAUAACUAGUGUAAGAGUAACAACACUACUGAGUGCAUGGUAAGUAAUUAAUAAUUUGAUGCUAAGUAAAUACUGAUUUUUUUUUUAAUUAUAUAUAUAUUUUUUAAUAUCUGAUUAAGAACGAUAAUAUGUACAUUAUUAUCCUAUAAAAACAUCAUCAUCAAGGUAAGCUUUUAUUUUUAUGGACAGAUUGUAUUGGGUACUAAUUAAAAGAAUUAAAAUUGGGUAGUGUCAUAAAAGCACAGCUUGUUAAUAUUUUAUUUUAUUAAAAAAUGAUUGAUUCACAUUAUAAUUUAAUAUCACUAUGUUUCGGAUGAACAACGUCGUCGGCUUGUGUUGGUGUCCGCAUACAAUGUACAAACCAUAAUUAGGUGGGAGAUGUAAAACUAGUGUAUGUCGUGAUUUUAGCAUUAUUUAAUAAUAAAUUUUCUUAAAAUUUA
Messenger RNA from Danaus plexippus (monarch butterfly), 1510 nucleotides. It is a transcript of the gene endos, whose product is annotated as cAMP-regulated phosphoprotein 19. Gene Ontology annotation, cellular component: cytoplasm. Gene Ontology annotation, molecular function: protein phosphatase inhibitor activity. The record is from RefSeq and is a predicted model, not a curated record. The coding region runs from base 150 to 500 and encodes 116 amino acids. Lineage: Eukaryota; Metazoa; Arthropoda; Insecta; Lepidoptera; Nymphalidae. The transcript has 4 exons.